Molecule: messenger RNA, 3108 nt
Organism: Toxotes jaculatrix (banded archerfish)
Lineage: Eukaryota; Metazoa; Chordata; Actinopteri; Toxotidae
Product: gap junction gamma-1 protein-like
Exons: 3
Coding region: 387-1766 (459 amino acids)
Biological process (GO): cell communication
Cellular component (GO): connexin complex
Source: RefSeq, a predicted model, not a curated record
CUCUCUCUCUCCAGUCCAGUCUCCAUGACUUAAAGUAAAUUUAACGUUAAUUAGUCAGAUUUUCACUCACCUGAAACUUUGGGGAUAUUUUUAUGAGUGAACGAGAAUACUGUACUUUUUUUUUUUGCUGUAAUUCGGCGAUGAAGAUUUUAUUUCCCCUGCACACUGGUACCAUAUUUUGCCGGUUGAUUGGAGACGUCCUAACGCAUAUCCAGCUCUCUGGCCGAUGGGAGCGGCUCCAAAUGUGCGUCUGAAAAGGCACUUGGGGUUUGAAAUCUCUCCAGAUUCUUGCUGGGAAAACAAGGAGGAUAAGAGGGACAAAACGAAAAAAGGGUGAGUAACACGAGGUGUGUGUUGCCUCUCGCUGUAGUUUCCGUGCCACUACCAUGAGUUGGAGUUUCCUGACUCGCCUGCUGGAAGAAAUCCACAACCACUCCACGUUUGUGGGCAAGAUCUGGCUCACUGUCCUCAUUGUUUUCCGCAUUGUGCUGACAGCUGUAGGAGGAGAGUCCAUCUACUACGAUGAGCAGAGCAAAUUUGUCUGCAACACAGGUCAGCCGGGUUGUGAGAACGUCUGCUACGACGCCUUUGCUCCACUCUCACACGUCCGCUUCUGGGUCUUCCAAAUCAUUCUGGUGGCCACACCUUCUCUCAUGUACCUGGGCUAUGCCGUCAACAAGAUUGCUCGGACAGAGGAGCGGGCAGACGGUGGGGGAGUGAGUGGAUUUUCACGGAGGAAACCCAAGAAGCGCUAUCUUGGGGCCAGAAAGCAACACAGGGGCAUUGAAGAGGCUGAGGAUGACCAAGAGGAAGACCCAAUGAUCUAUGAAACGGCAGAGGUGGAGAGCGAUGGUGGUGGAGCAGCAAAAGGGGGAAGUGGUGAUGGACAAGUCAAGCUCAAGACGCGGCAUGAUGGGCGCCAGCGUAUCAAAGAAGAUGGACUGAUGCGGAUUUAUGUGAUUCAGCUCUUGGCCCGCUCCUCGCUGGAGGUGGCUUUCUUGUGUGGACAGUAUGCCCUUUAUGGAUUUGCUGUACCUCCUACUUACGUGUGCACAGACCUGCCCUGCCCUCACAGCGUGGACUGCUUUGUGUCACGACCCACUGAGAAAACAAUCUUUCUCCUCAUCAUGUACGCAGUCUCCCUGCUCUGUCUGGCACUCAAUAUAUGGGAAAUGCUUCACUUGGGCAUAGGUACCAUCUGUGAGAUUGUACGCUCCCGCCAGGUGCAGCUCCCUGACGAAGAGUUGUACGGACUGACACAGGGACAAGGAGCUCUUAGAGAGGCAGGACUUGGCAGAGACGAAUACAGCAGCUACCCUUAUUCCUGGAACGCACCAUCAGCCCCACCUGGGUACAACAUCGCCAUCAAGCCUCUUCUGGUGUCUACAGGGAACCAUGACAAACCACUGCCCGUUACUGAUCUCGCUAAUGCUAAGGCAUGCCAGCAGAACCACGUGAACAUUGCACAAGAGGAGCGUCAGCAGUACACCAGUAAUGAUGACAAUUUGGGCAGAGUAAGGAUGGGAGAUGCCCCCAAAGUUGUUCAGAGGGACGUCCAUCAGCCUCAGAACAUGCUGGAAGCGGACAGUCAGGCCUACAGCCAGCUGCAGAGCCACAGCAACAACCACAGCAAGCUUCACCGUGAACACCGCAAACACCGGCAGACCUAUAAACACGCCUCCAGCAAGACAGAUGCAGACAGAGGCAGCAGCAGCACCAGUAGUAACAGCAAAUACGGAGUGAUAAAGGGCUCUGAGUGGAUCUGAAGUACAGGCUGUGACUUUUUGUUAUUCUUCAAACAAUAUGAAAGCUCCUCAGACCAACGCAGUAUUUACAUUUGUAAGUCUGAUAUUAAACUAUAAUAAAAAAAAAAAAAGACAGGGCAGCCACUUAUCUUCAGUGAUAUUCAUGCAAUUAAAAUAGUAUGACAGUAUUGUACUAUUAAAAUAUUUAGUGAAAAAUAGUGCCAAGAUCCACCUUAUACCAGCCCACUAAUACCUCUCUCCUACAAAAACAAAACACUUAAAGGAUUUGCCACACUUUUACAUACCUAAACGUCCCCCUGACAAUAAAUAGCACAUUUAAUGUGGGAAUAUUAUACGUAUUGAAUCAGUUUACACUAGUAUGGAAAAAAAUGUGUUUUUAUUAGUAUAAACAUGUUAACUCCAGUUGUUCAGAUGGAGAGUUGGUUUAAAAGAAAUCUCUCCACUUCUGGGAAAAGACAAAAUGUCCAUGGCCUGGUUUUAAUGUGUCAGCUUGUGAUAAUUUCACACUUUCAGUAUUCAGUAUUACAACAACUCAAAAUAACAUUUUGUUGAAUAGCUUUUUCUGGAGGAUGUUAGUUCUGUCUUUAAUUCGUUGUGGAUACCGGUAUGCAGAGGUUUUCAUGCUGUAACCUAAGGUGCCUUAUUUAACCAGUCAAAGAGCUGCUUCAUACUGACUCAGCAUCACUGUUCAACAGUUGAAUAAUUAAUUGUUUUCUACAAAAUGUCCUCGUCAUUAUGGACCGAAAACAGAAUCUAAGUCCUGUUGUCUGUGUGACUGGUUUCAUUACCAUCAAAGGCCUAAAAUGUGGAACAGAAUUGUUGUUUCUGAAUAUACAAAAUUCUCUUUUUAUUUUCACCAAACAGGUUUGAUGGUGAUUGAUUGUUUUCCAAGCUUAUAAAGAAGAAAUGAGAGUGUGUGUUUUCACAUGGUAAUUUUACAACUUUUCUGUGUUAUUUUGGGGGUUUUGUGCUUUUAAGGAUUUUGAAAUGUUUCUGUAAUUGGAUGUUUGGCAAAGUUUAAUGACCUAAUUCUGCUGUUCAGACUGUUGUCAGUGUUUUGUUGUCAACCUGUUACAGUUUUUGACAUAUGUGAUGUUUGAAGUUUAUGCUAUAAAGGUUUUCUCAACCAUUAGUUAAUUACUUUGUGUUUCUGGCCUGUGUUUUUUUUUUUUUUUGUCCUGGUAUGAAGAAUUUCUUGUUAUUGAUACAUACUUUCAUUUUCAGAUUUUCAAAGUGGAGUGCCAUUAAGGCUUGUCCUUGGUACUGUGCCAGUGUUUCAUUUUGUUGAAAAAUAUUUUUAUGAACAAAAAAUGCAUGUUUUGAAUAAAGAAUUUGUAUUUGU